This is a messenger RNA of Saccostrea echinata, 6928 nucleotides long. Its product is annotated as mucin-like protein. Bases 16 to 6099 code for a protein of 2027 amino acids. The transcript is spliced from 39 exons. Gene Ontology annotation, biological process: cell-matrix adhesion. The record is from RefSeq and is a predicted model, not a curated record. Gene Ontology annotation, molecular function: calcium ion binding; protein binding. Lineage: Eukaryota; Metazoa; Mollusca; Bivalvia; Ostreida; Ostreidae.
GAAUGUAAACCAAAUAUGUACCUAACGUGUCGCGCACAAAGUUGUCUCUGUUUAUCAUCUUAUUAUCACAAGGACACUAAGUGCUAUUCAAGAAACAACUUAUUACCACGCAUCCAGGGAGUUGAGGGAAGUAAAUGUGAAACUGAUGUAAAAUGGAGACAUCCCUUUAAUGACGGUCAUCUCAUUGAAGGCUUUGAGGUUUUCCUGUAUUCUCUUCAAAGUAGAUGGUCGUGGUACCUUGAAGAAAACAUUAAUGUUGGAAACAUCACAGAACAUGCAACAUCGUGUAAAUACCAACCUGGACGAGCCUAUAUAUGGAGAAUUCGGGCUAAAGUGUCAUUAACUAAUCCAACAGAGACUUUUAAUUUGGACGUGGAUUCACCUUCUAUUAUACUUGAUCUUUAUCCUCCUGGGAAGAUAAAUCGUAGAAUGAGUAAUUUCUCUGCAAAUAACGUAUAUUUGAGAUGGGCGGAAGCUGGUCAAAACACCUUCCUCAAUCACUAUGUCGUCACCAUUAAUGGUUAUCAACAACAGACAUUUGGAAGUUUUCCUGAGAUAUACUGGACAAGAUCAUUAACUCCGGGGUCAAUGUACAACGUAACAAUAAUUGCUGUAAGUUAUGGUUAUAGCUCAAGUGGUCCGUGGCAUGGAACUAAGAGAAGCGAAGCCUACAUUGAUUGGAUCGAAACAGAUCAAGCCCAUGAAGAUGCAUAUUCCUACAUGCCUUAUGGUGGCCGAGACGAUGUUUUAAGAGGAGAUGAUGUCAUCACGCCUCAUCUUAAGUCUCCAACAACAAUGUAUGUUGGGGAUGGAUCAGAUGGUGGAUUUAAUUACAUAGUUAUUGGGACUAAUGGAAUAAUAGGACUUGGAGAAGAAUUCAACAGUAUCACAAUACAUGAUAUAAACAGUGCCAAGAUGAAAGAUAGAAGAAUAAUAUGUCCAUUUUGGACAGAUCUAUUGACAGUAGACUCCACUGGAGAUGUUUUUUACAAGACAUAUCAAAGGGGAUUGGACUCCGAAAAUGACCUGUUCAUUGGAAAAGCAAAUGAAAUAGUUCGGCACCAGUUUGGUGAUUUUCCAGAUUUUGAGGCGACAUGGCUUGUCAAGGUGACCUGGGAAAAUAUGACAUUGUUUGGAGAUAAGUCACAGAGAGUGACUUUCCAAAACCUGUUAAUAACAGAUGGUCAGAGUACUUUUACGGUGAUAAAUUAUAUAGAUGUUAAUCUAAAGCCAAUCAAGAAGAAACAAAUUACCAUUGGAUAUCAGUAUAAAAAGGCAUAUAGAAAAAACUCUUUUUCAAACAAAAAUGCAGCUUUCCGAAUGAGCAAAAAUCCAGGAAACAGAGGAGCACGAGGAUUUUGGAUUUAUAAGAUGACAACUGGAAUUCCUCCUAACAAAGAGGAAAGAGAAUGCUUUGAAUGGUAUACACAAAACAAAGAGCGAGACACGUAUACAAAUUUGUCUCCUAUUCUGAAUCUAAUAGAAUGUCCAUGCGAUAGUCGACUGCUAAGAUUCGACCCACGCUAUGCUAUAAGUAGAUUUGAUAGAACAAACCGAGUACUUUGCUAUGCCUCCAUGACAGUUGGAAGGAAUGCUGAUUGUUGUUACAGAAUGCAUGGAUCAAUUGAUAAUUUGAGUACUCUGGAGAGGUUUCUACCCGCCGCAGGUACUCUUUUGGAGUACAACCCAUUCUUUGAACGACAACUUUACAGUAAAUCUGACUUGAAGCCUAGAGAGGCAUGUUGUAGAUCCGGACACUGCCACUGGUACUAUGAAGUUCGUCCAAUCCCACGUUGUUAUUCGAGGUCACCAUUUCAACCUGGAAUAAAUUUUGGUGACCCACACAUUUUGACACUCGACGGUAAAAACUAUACAUUUAAUGGAUUUGGAGAGUAUACAAUGCUGAAAAUAGAUAAAGGAUCAACGCAAUUUCAUUUCCAGGCGAGAACGGAACUAGCUUCUACAGCAAACGGAACGACAAUCAAUGCAACGGUGUUCAGUGCAUUCGUUGCUCAGGACCAUACUGGAUCAAAAGUUCAGAUAGACAUGACUCGGGACAAAAAAAAAAUGAUAAUAAGAGUUAACGAAAAUGAUCUGACAAGGGACUUUGAAAAUGCAAACCACACAUUUCUCACACAAAAUCUAUCUGUUCGCUGGGAAAACCAAACAAUAUCAGCGUCCUUUCUUCAGUCAUCAAUUAUAUUAAAAGUCAGUUUGGGUGUACGCUUCCUUAUUUCGGAGACAGUUGUAGAUAAUGCGUACAAGGGAUCUACGAGAGGUUUAAUGGGAUACUUCGACGGAGAUCUCAACAACGAAUUUAUUCUCCCUAAUGAAACUAAAUUGGAUGAAAAUGCAACAAAAACAGAGAGAGACAUCUUCUACAACUUUGGUCAGCAAUGGCUUGUCGGUGAGGAUUCUUUAUUUAGUUAUGGAAAGGGAUUAACCUAUAAGAAUUUCUCUCACCCUGAGUUUGAACCACUAUUUUUGGACGAGACAGAUAAAGAAAAGUUAGAUGAAGCGAGAAAGAGAUGUGGAAAGAAUCCAUCACAAGCCUGUAUAUUUGAUUUUCUUGCGACUGGGGAUAUUGCACUCGCCGAAUCAUCCGGAACUGAGGAAACGGUAUCGAAAGCUGAUAUCAAGCUUAUUGAGAAUGAAACUCCCAGUAUAUCAGGGAACACAUACAUUCAUGCUGAGGUUGGAAAGUCUGUGGACCUAUGGUUUAAUUACUCCGACGAUGGCAAUCAAAGACCUAAAUAUAAUAUUUUAAAACAACCAGAUGAUUUUUUUUUCAACCAAACGAGUGGAAAAGCCAUAUGGACACCAAGGAAUUUAACUAUGUCAGAAAUAAGCAUUAGUGUAGAAGAUGAAUUAGGAGCCGAGUCACCGUCUCUGGAUGUCUCGAUUGUUUUAUGUGGUGGUUGUUUGCAUGAAGGUCGUUGCGACUACGAAAACAUUAUAUCGACGGAAAACGUUCGAUUUAUUCAGGCAGUGUGUGUCUGCGAAAAGGGUUACUCUGGGGACAGAUGUGAAACAGAUGCAGAUGGCUGUCGUAAUGAUCCGUGUCCUCUGGGAAGAGAAUGCAUUGACCUGACUCCGGAAGACGAGGACACAUUAGGCCGAGGAUACAACUGCUCAGAGUGCCCACCUGGCUUUAUGGAUGUUGGAUCUAAAUGUGAAGAUAUUGAUGAGUGUGGAAACAAUGGCGCAAACAUCUGCAAUCCCGCAUCGGAAGUAUGUGAGAAUACGGAAGGUAGUUUUGUAUGUAACUGCAUCACAGGUUACAGAAAAGAAAAUAACACCUGUACAGAUGUUGACGAAUGCGAUACUGGGAUAUCAGGAUGUGAGAGUAUUUGUCAAAACACUCCAGGGUCAUUCACAUGUCGAUGUCAUCCGGGAUUUUCACUAAAUGAUGACGAUGCUACAUGUAAUAGAACAGAUGAAGCUCCAUGUAAAGAUUUCGACAUACAUUGUGAAUACACCUGUAACUCGACCGGACAAUGCAUCUGUCCUAUUGGUUAUCAACUUCAUGAAAAUGGGAAAAAUUGUACAGAUAUUGAUGAGUGUAGAGUACAACCUUCUGUAUGUCAACAAAACUGUAAAAAUGUAAAUGGGUCCUUCCUGUGUUCCUGUUCGCCAGGGUAUACUCUUAAUGAGGAUAAAACAUCAUGCACAGGGUGUGAAGAACCAAAUUACGGAGAAAAUUGUAGCCAACUAUGUCAAUGUGGUCCCGGUAUGGACAGGUGUGACCCAGUAAGUGGAUGUGUUUGUCUGUCAGGAUGGACAGGGGAGAAUUGUACUGAAGACUUUGAUGAGUGUGAGACCGACCCACCUAUCUGCGGAUCUGAGGUGUGUAAAAACCUGGAGGGGUCCUACCAGUGUAACUGUAAGGAAGGUUUCCAGAGAAAUAAAACCAGCUGUGAAGACAUUGAUGAGUGUUCCGACGAUAGCUUAUAUAACUGUCCAGAAAACACAAGAUGUGAAAACUUGUAUGGAAAUUACACUUGCUCUUGCAUGAAAGGAUUUCAAAGUAAAGAUUCUGUAUGCAAAGAUGUUGAUGAAUGUACUAGUGGUAAUCAUGACUGUCCUCAGCUUUGCAUCAAUACCGUGGGAGGAUUUAAUUGCGAUUGUGAAUUUGGAUAUGACCUCUCUAAUGAUAGAAGAAAUUGUGAAAAACUUGUAGAUAUGUGUAAGCUCUUUCCGGAAUUGAACUGUAGCUACGGCUGUGCAGUGAAAGAGGAAGCGGAUAAAUCAUUUAAAGGAGUCUGUUUCUGUGAAUCUGGAUUCAAACUUGAUCAAGACAACAGCACCUGCAUAGAUAUUAAUGAGUGUAGACUACCUUCUUCAAUAUGUGAGCAUAAUUGUACCAAUAUCCAGGGUUCCUUUGAAUGUGGAUGUAGUACUGGAUACGUACUGCAAAACGAUGGAAGGUCCUGUAAAGUCUGUGUAGAAGGAAGGUAUGGAGAAGAUUGCUUAAAAGACUGUAAAUGUGGCAUAGGAUCUGACGGAUGUGAUCAUGUUACUGGGUGUGUCUGUAAACAGGGUUGGGAGGGAGUGUUGUGUGACAAUGAUAUCGAUGAAUGUAACAGUAGUAGUAGUCCUUGUGUGGACACCAACGAAGACUGUAUCAACACAAUCGGAUCUUACAUGUGUAAAUGUAGGGCUGGAUAUGAGAAAUCAAACAACGCUUGUAUAGACAUCAAUGAGUGUGAAGUCCAAUCUCCAUGUGCUCACAACUGCACAAACACUAAUGGAGGUUAUAACUGUACCUGUCAUGUUGGAUACGAAUUGGUCGAUUCUAGUAACUGCUCAGAUAUUGACGAAUGUCUUGCGUAUAAAUGUCACAACUGCUCUAAUUCGCCCGGAGGCUUUGAUUGUUCAUGCAAUGACGGCUAUUCCUUAAACGUAUCAACUUUUUCAUGUCAUAAUAUCGAUGAAUGCGACGAAGGUAUUCACAACUGCGCAGGUAAUGCUACCUGUCUUGAUACAGAUGGCGGAUAUAAUUGUACAUGUUUGGAAGGAUUUCAAGGAAAUGGAGAAGGCUGCACAGUUUGUGAGGAUUUUACUUUUGGUGUUCAAUGCUCCGGAGUCUGCACAUGUUUUCGUAACAAUACGGGUAUCUGUAAUCACGUGAAUGGGUCGUGUCUGUGUAAAAAUGGGUGGAUGGGUCAGGAUUGUUCACAAGAUGUAAAUGAGUGCGAAGAAAAAAUUAUUGUUUGUAACGAAACCUUAAAUCAGGUUUGUUUCAACUCUGAAGGAUCCGCUAUCUGUGAAUGCCUUUACGGUGGAUUGAAUAUAACUGACUGCAAUGCUCCUUUGCCACCAUUGAAUGAAAGUGACGGGGAAACGAAAGUGAAAGUAGAAAUUGCAUUUGAAGUCGAAUACGAUAAAGAAGAGGUCUUAACGAACUUUGACGGAUGGAUGAUACAUGUUCAAGAAAAGCUCGAAGAUUUCUACAAAAGAAGUAUUCAAGGAUUCAAAAAAGUUUUCGUAUUGUCCAUUCGGUUUGGAAGCAUAAUAGCUGAUCACGAAAUCAUUGCAAAUAACACUGUUUCAAAGACAGUAAAAAAGGAUAUUGCUAAUGGACUGAUGAAUCUUGCAAGAAAUGAAGCAAAUCUGACAUUUUAUAACAAAAGCGUGGUAGUGAAGGAUAUAGUAUUAAAGCACUCGAAUGGAACAGAUGAUAAACAUAUUAAUUCAGAAUCCAGUCCUUGUACAAUUUUCGAUCAAAAAGAGUAUUGUACUAGUGGAGAGAUCUGUACGGACAACUCCGGAGUAGUUGUUUGUGUGAUUAUCCCAGCUGUCCAAAAAGAUUGGACAAUUUACAUCAUUCUUGUUGGAGUCUGUGUUCCAUUAUUGAUUACAAUGAUUGUUCUGCUCAUAAUAUGUGUGUGCCACCAAAGGAAGUCGAAGAAGGAUUCCGGGGAUAUUCAAAGAGCUAGGACGGAUGGAUUUAGCGACGAGUAUUGCACGAUUGGUUCUACUGGAGGAAUUUAUGAUGACUAUAGGAAUCCAAGUUUUAACCAUAAUCCAAUGUAUGACAUUUUAAAACCAUCAGAACAGUUUCGCAUCCAGAGACCAAACAUCAGGAUGAAGAAUUAAACCAUUACACACUGAAUUGUCGACGGAUUUUUCCGUUAUUUCCCGAUCAUGACAAGGAGCACACGGCGGGUGUGACCGGUCGGCAGGGGAUGCUCACUCCUUCAUGGUACCUGAUCCCACCUCUAAUGUUUGCUCUGCUCCUAUUUUGUAUUGUAUAAUGGACCUUUGAGCUUGAAUACUGUUCGUUAUCUCCAUAUAUUUCACCAUGCACGCAUGUGGAUAGUAUAUUACUAGUUAACUUAGUGUUAGUUUAAUUUCAUUUUGGCGAUUUUGUUUAAUAAGUUUUAAUGAUUAAAUUGCGAUAACUAAACAUUUCGCACUACUGACUAAUCAUAUCUGUAUUUUUGCAUUAAAUAAAUGACUUUAAUCGUUAUAUUUCUUACAUGGGUGUAAUUUACAGCAUAGAAAUUUAUUAACUGUAAUAAAGAGCAGAGAAAUUUGUUACCUUUAGUAACAAGAAGAAAACUUCAUAUGUAAAGAGCGGUCUUUUAAAGAAUUGUUUCAAUACAUACUUCCAUCACUUGUGUGUUGGACCUUAACAUUGUUAGAAAGCAUUAUUGUUAGAAAGAAGUAAGAAUAAGUUCUUUCCUUAUCGAAGUAAUGAUUGUUUUGGCCUUUUAGUAUAGAAAAUAAUAAGCUUGAUAUUUAUUUAUCAUUUAUGUAUUUUUGACAUUGAAUUGUAGUGAAAUGAUUUUAGCAGAAAAUUUUAAUAUUUGAUUAUAAUCCUUUAUAAAUAUACAUUUUUAUGGGAAAAUUGUAGUUACUUACUCAGAUAAUAUAAUUUUAUGAUAAAAUAACGAAUUGACGUAAAACAUAUUUGCUUACUUGC